AUGGAUGCGAGCUUCAACAUCAUUACUGGAGGUGAAACAAGAAUUACCACUCAUGGUUUGAGCAUUGCAUUAGGAUAUUACGCAUUUUUUCAAUAUGUUAGCAGUAAUGGCUAAAAUGAUUGGGUCAAAGUCUAUAAUUAAGUUGCAUUUUCCUAGGUGAAUAAUAUAGCAUUAAAUUAAGGAAUCUCAAAAGCAACAAGAGCAAUCGCUUUGGUAAAGAAUCCGACAACAUAGAUUAUGCAUUUCUUGUUUAUAAAUACAGCCGAUGGGACUCUUUUGAAUUCGUUAUAAGAUGAUACUGUCGCAAACUCCUAUUAUUGGACUGAUUCAUAUGUGAACUCUGUACUCUUAGACUCUACUAUUUUAGUUCAUCAGCUUCACCAAACGUACCUAAAUGGAAAUAUGAUCAUAAAGGAGCUGUUACAUUUGCUGAUUCCGGAGUAUUUUCCUACCAUCUAAAAGAUGAAUGCCUCGACUGGAAUUCUACAAUAUGCAUAUUCUCUAAACAUUACCAGAACACAAACUAUAGAUGCAACAGUAGAUUUUUACUAAAUUCAAGCUGACCUGAAAUGUUCUGAUACAAGAAUCUUAUCAAAUAAUUCUUACUUUGUAUUGGUGAUAGAUGUCACGUUAUAAAAAAAUUAUCUCUACAGAUUAUAUGAUUUAACAAGUACAGGAGGUUCAAUGACCUAGUAGGAGUUUUAUUACAAAACUAAUUACAGAAUCAAUGAUGCUCUUAUUGCCUCAGAUUUUACUGUAUAUUAUUGUGGCUCUAUUCUUUAUUCUGCUCUUAGUAGUGCAAAGUACUACAGUUUUAUAAUGCCAUAGGACAUAACUUAAUCAUGCGCUUCGAAUAAUUUGUAGCCAAUCUUCACUUAAAGCACUCUGAUUACAACAUCUGAGUUCAAAUUUUAGAAUCUUGGAGUUGUACUUCAAUCUACAACUAACAUUAUCUUGAAGAAAAAUUCUACUUUAUAAUUGCUAAGCUAAAAUAUAUCCCUUUAUAGCACAAAUUACACAAAUUUCUGUGAUCCAAUACCAAAGCUAUAAACAUAUAAUAACUAAACUUCUAUUUCAGAAAAAUAUCCAAUUCAAGGAAAUUCCUAUGCAAAAAAUAUAUCCUAAUCAUUCUUCUUCGGAGAUGAAUCUUGCAAAGAUAAAUCUCGUAAACUUUCUGUUAACUCUAGAUAACAGACUAACUUACCUUUUUUAUUUGAUGGGAAAGAUCAAUUAACAAUUUCUUAAUCUUUAUUCAUUGAAACUUAGUCAACUUAUGAACUUACUUGCACCUAUCCUUCAGGAUAAGCAGCCUCAAUGAAUUUAUCAAUUGAAUUUGUAGAUUGCACAGUUUAGGUUAACUUAGAUCAGUUUUCAAAUGUAUAUUACAAUAUUGGAGAUAAUGUUCGAACGUUGAAUUUGAGUUCGUACGAUUUAGACCCUGCUUGCCCUAUAGUUUAAGAAAUUGUGAUGAAUAUUUCUCCUCCUCCUGCCAAAGAAACAACAUUUUUACAAACAUUAGAUAACACUUUAAAGAUAUUUGAAACUGAUACUGAUGCUAAAGGAGUGUACUAGAUUGAUCUCGCUUACAUCAGUUCUUAUUAAGGCUAUCAAUACUAAACAGAUUUUUCUUUCUUCGUAAAUAUAAUAUGCCCAUUAAAAUCUUUCACUCAUACCUUCAAUGGAUAACUUGAAUAUAACUAUACAGUGGGUAGCGGGAAAUUUCUAAUUCAAGGUUAACAUAUAAACUGCUAUAAUUCUAACUUAGACUACAACAUCAACAACUACAUCAUCACCAACUACAUCAUCAGCAACUACAUCAUCACCAACUACAACAUCACCAACUACAUCAUCAUCGACAACUACAUCAUAAACAACUACAUCAUCAACAUCUACAUCAUCUCCAACUACAUCAUCAACAACUACAUCAUCAACAACUACAUCAUCAACAACUACAACAUCAACCACUUCAACAACUAAGGCUACUACAACUAGUACUACUACUACAUAAGGCAGCACAACUAUAACAGCAAUCCCAUCAACAACUCAAAAACCAACUACAACUACUUCAACCACCACGAAGUCUUCAAUAAUUACAACUUCCUAGACAACAACUGCCAAGCCAAUAACAACUGA
Molecule: messenger RNA, 2133 nt
Organism: Stylonychia lemnae
Lineage: Eukaryota; Ciliophora; Spirotrichea; Sporadotrichida; Oxytrichidae
Source: the annotation of a GenBank genome assembly